UCCAUUCUCUUCUCUCCUCUGUUCUCCUCUGUCCCUUCUCCUUGCCGAGCAUCUCUCCUUACUCCCCCUCAUUCUGCCUUUCCACCCACACACUGUCUCCUCUCCCUCUCCUCCCUCUCUCCACCUCCGACCCACCCCCUCUUUCCUUAUUUUCUAUUGGCUUCUUAUGUCCCCUGCUCUCUCCACAUUCCUGUCACCUUGGGAAGUGACUCCUGCCACCCCCGACUGGGUGCUCUCAGAAGACCCCAUUCUGUGUCCUGCACCCUCCACGAGUCCUGGAGAUGGGGGAUGACGGACAAACGAGGUGAAGGUGGGAAGUCAGGGCUGGGGACCAGAUGGGAGAGGCAAUGUGGGCUGACGUGGCCGCUGAGGGCCUAGAAAGGGCCCGAGUCCACGAGCGCUGGAGGAGUGGGCACCGUGUGGGACACCAGCUGCUUGUCUGCUAGUGGUGCCUGGCUGCAGAAUGUUACCCAGCCUGGCGACGACAAAGGGAGCUCUUGCCCUGUGGGCAGAACCUUGAAGCCUCCAUACAGCAGAAUGUCAGAACUGGACCAAACCAGAUGCACACUGCUGUCCAGUCUCCUGGGUCUUCGCGGUGGCACUUGUGAGCUCCCCUUCAUGCUGAGAGCGGAGCAUCUGACACGCCCCUUUCACCCUUGCAGCACCCUGGGAUUGGGCCAGGACUAGUUGAUUGCUGACCAGCCUCUCCGCGGCCAUGGCCACCGCAGCCUAUCCUUCAUCGGUGCCCAUAACCUUGGACCCUGGGAACACAUCCUCUGCCUGGCCACUGGCCACUACUCUGGGUAAUGCAUCUGCUGGCGCUAGCCUGGCAGGUCUGGCUGUCAGUGGCAUCUUGAUCUCUCUGGUGUACCUAGUGGUGUGCGUGGUGGGCCUGCUGGGAAACUCCCUGGUGAUCUACGUAGUACUGCGACACACAGCCAGUCCGUCAGUGACCAGCGUCUAUAUCCUCAACCUGGCGCUGGCUGAUGAGCUCUUCAUGUUAGGGCUACCCUUCCUGGCUGCUCAGAACGCCCUGUCCUAUUGGCCCUUUGGCUCUCUCAUGUGCCGUCUGGUCAUGGCCGUGGACGGCAUCAACCAGUUCACCAGCAUCUUCUGCCUCACCGUCAUGAGCGUGGACCGCUACCUGGCCGUGGUGCAUCCCACACGCUCAGCCCGCUGGCGCACAGCACCUGUGGCUCGCACAGUCAGUGCGGCUGUCUGGGUGGCCUCAGCCGUGGUGGUGUUGCCUGUGGUCGUCUUCUCAGGAGUGCCCCGGGGCAUGAGCACGUGCCACAUGCAGUGGCCAGAGCCAGCAGCUGCUUGGCGAGCGGCGUUCAUCAUCUACACAGCCGCCCUGGGCUUCUUCGGGCCCCUGCUGGUCAUCUGCUUAUGCUACCUGCUCAUUGUGGUGAAGGUGCGGUCGACCACACGGCGUGUGCGGGCACCAUCCUGCCAGUGGGUACAGGCACCUUCGUGCCAGCGGCGGCGGCGUUCUGAGCGCAGAGUCACACGCAUGGUGGUGGCCGUGGUGGCGCUCUUUGUCCUCUGUUGGAUGCCCUUCUACCUGCUCAACAUCAUUAAUGUGGUGUGCCCGCUGCCCGAGGAGCCCGCCUUCUUUGGGCUCUACUUUCUGGUGGUGGCACUGCCCUACGCCAACAGCUGUGCCAACCCCAUCCUCUAUGGCUUCCUCUCCUACCGCUUCAAGCAGGGCUUCCGCAGGGUCCUGCUGAGACCGUCCCGACGCAUACGGAGUCAGGAGCCAGGGUCUGGCCCUCCAGAGAAGACUGAGGAGGAGGAGGAUGAAGAGGAGGAAGAGAGAAGAGAAGAGGAGGAGCGGAGGGCUGCGAGGAGGAAGGAGACGAAUGGAAAAAGGAGUCAGACUGCACAGCCUGGCACCAGUGGGCAGGAGCCCAGCACAGGGGCUGCCAAGGAGCAGCAGUUUCUACCCCGGGAGGCCACAGUUGGGGACAAGUCUAGCACCCUGAGCCACCUAUAAGGACUUCAAAGGACCAGCAGGGCCCAAGAAGGACAGAGGCUGUGCCUGGCCCAAGGACAUGAGUACCAGCCUCUUGCAGUGGUCUGAGCAAGCUGAGGUGACUUCAUUUGCGCGGGUCUUCCGGCUGUCUUUGGACUGCUGAGGACGCCGGGUCCAGUGAUGGAAUGUUCAGAGGCCUGGGUUCUGCCCCACUGUUCUAGGACUUGCUGUGUGUCCUUUAGCAGGUCAUUUGCCCUCUCUGGGCCUUGCUUCCUAAUUUUGACUCAGGGAUGGGCAUGAUGAGGCCUGGAUGGACCCUGUCAUAAGAGGGGUCUGGAGGGUGUCGUUACUAGGGUGACUCUCCCAAGCCCAAGUUAAAAUGAUGUGAGCAGGUUGACCAAGAAACAAGGUAUCUUUUGUGGGAGGGGGUCAGUCUGUAUCUUGACCCUUAGGGAGAUAGAGCAGGGCUUGAGGAAUCUGGGAUGCGGAUAAGCUGGGGUUUGACUGAAACCCAAAGGAGUGUAAGAUGGUAGGACAGAUGUGCUUAGGACCCAGGUCAGCCCUUCCCAUGCUGCUGUGUGGCCUUGGCCACUCUCUUCCUGCCUAGGCUUCUACCUCGCCUGCUGGACAGCCCAAUGUCCUCCAGGUCCUCACCCCAGUGUCUCAGUGCUGGGCCUCCUGUGCUCCUGGGUGUGAGAGGAAAGGUUUUUAGAAGACAGAUGAGCCAGGCGGUGGUGGCACACACCUUUAAUCCCAGCACUCGGGAGGCAGAGGCAGGUGGAUCUCUGUGAG
This is a messenger RNA of Myodes glareolus (Bank vole), 2767 nucleotides long. It is a transcript of the gene Sstr3, whose product is annotated as somatostatin receptor 3. Gene Ontology annotation, molecular function: somatostatin receptor activity; neuropeptide binding. NCBI's taxonomy places the organism in Eukaryota, Metazoa, Chordata, Mammalia, Rodentia, Cricetidae. Gene Ontology annotation, biological process: neuropeptide signaling pathway. Gene Ontology annotation, cellular component: neuron projection; plasma membrane. The record is from RefSeq and is a predicted model, not a curated record.